Messenger RNA from Triplophysa rosa, 1803 nucleotides. RefSeq lists its product as uncharacterized. The record is from RefSeq and is a predicted model, not a curated record. Lineage: Eukaryota; Metazoa; Chordata; Actinopteri; Cypriniformes; Nemacheilidae. The transcript has 5 exons. Bases 123 to 824 code for a protein of 233 amino acids.
AGUGGUUCAGUGUGAACGCUUUCAUUCAGACACACGUGAUGUCAGUGACACUGCAGAUGUGAAGUCAUCAUCACCACCACCACACACUGGACUCUGUGUCUGUGUCGAAAUAAAAGCUCGUUAUGGACACUUAUGGAAAUAUUGCGUUGAUACUGUACUACUGGUCUGUCAUUACAGCAUCUUCACCUUCUGCUCAGACGUCCAUAAGGAGAGGAGAUGAAGUGUCUGAUCAUGUCGACAUGUCCUCAUCCUUCAGCAGAGAUCAGACAGAGAACACACCACACACACUACAUACUACAGCAGGUGAGCAUCAGCUGAACACGACUGAAAACAUCACAGAUGCUUCACCUGUCAAUCUUCAGACAACAGUAACACUCGCUCAACUCCUGCCAUCCACAGCACAACAUCCUGAGACCACCGCCGUCCAUCCGACAUCAUACGCCACCAUUCAUCUGACAACACAACAUCCUGAGACCACUGUCCGUCUGACAUCCCCCGCCGCUGGAAUCACCACCAGCACUCAGAAAUCCCCCCCGACAUCAGCUGCAGUCAUCAUCAGCAGUGCUGCGCAGGCAGAAGCUCGUGUGGACACUCCGUCUGCACUGAAUGUCGGAGAUGACGUUUUGGACUUUUACCCCAGAGAGUCUUCUGAUCCGCUGCUGGCCGGUCUCGUGUCUGCGUUUGUCAUCAUCGCUGCUGUUGUGUCCGUCCUCAUGUUCCUGACUUUCAGAAACAGAAACGAUGGAGCAGAAUUCAGCAGACUGCAAGAUCUGCCCAUGGAUGAUAUGCUGGAGGACGCUCCUCUCUCCACAUACGACUACUGAACACACACGUGUCUUCAUGUGUCUUCUCUCUUCACCACCAGACAGACGUGAGACAGGAGACAGAGAGACGUGAGGCAGACAGACAGACAGGCAGGCAGACAGACAGACAGAUGUGAGACAGACAGUCAGGCAGGAGACAGACAUGCAGACAGACGUGAGACAGACAGACAGAUGUGAGACAGACAGUCAGGCAGGCAGACAGACAGACAUGCAGACAGACAGACAGACAGGCAGGAGACAGACAGACAGAUGUGAGACAGACAGUCAGGAGACAGACAUGAGACAGACGUGAGACAGACAGCACAUGAGGAGCUCAUGUUGUCUCUGUCACAGAAAUGAUCUUGAGCACUUUAUGUGGACUUUGAGAACAGGUUUUGUGCCGGUGAUCUGGACCGCAUCUACUCAGUUUAGAUCAACUUCAGCCCUGUUUGUGUGUGUUUUACUCAGUCAAGUCUUUUGUGUGAUGUUACAGUAUAUUAUGGGCUUGUGAGGUGGUUUGAGGGAUUCACGUGCAUCUGAAGCACACGCACACACACGAUCUGAUUGAUCUGUACAAAUGAAAACGUGACGUUGUUUUCUGUGCACACACGGGUUAACAGACAAACGGCCUCCAAAGUUUCAAGCCCUAAUCCUAAUAUACAAUAUAAAAACAUGUGCUGACUUUGACAUCAACACAGCCAGCAGUGAUCAAUGCAUUUUUGUCAAUGAAUUUGUACAUGUGUUUAUGUUUGAAAAGCUUUAUUAAUAUCAGUAAAUGAUGAUGUUCGUGUUAAUACAGUGUCUGAUAGAUGUGUGAUACUGAUCACUCUGAUUGAUAGUCUUAAAAUAAAACACUGGUGUUUUCCAAGUCAUUGCUCUUAACAUCUAAUCAAUACCAACACAACAUGACAAUGAAAUAAUGUUAUCAGUUCUGAAGAUUCCAGUGAAUACAGAUCCAUUUGAAGAAUCCUCAGGAUCCACAGAGCCACUCCUCACUCAA